AUGUCGAGGCUUCUCGCCAACCUCAUCAUCGCGGGUGGCAGUAUGCUGGUCAAGGCGGCGUCGCAAGCCUACCAGAAGGCUCUGGUCAACGCGCAGCGCUCGGGGGUCGCGCAGGAGGCCGCCAAGGGCACCGCCGCGUCCAUGUUCGCGAAGAAGACCAUGAGCAUCGAGGAGGCGCGCAUGAUCCUCGGCAUCGACGCGGGCGCGACGCUGGAAGAGGCCAUGGCGCGGUACCAGAAGAUGUUCGAGGCGAACGAGAAGGCCAGCUUCUACCUUCAGUCCAAGAUUCACCGCGCGAAGGAGCGAUUGGAGCAGGAGUUUGGGUUGGAAUCACCAGAGGAUGGUCCCGCGGGUGGCGACGAGGACGGAGGAGGCGGCGACGGGGACGGCGGCGCGGGGGGAAGCAAAGCGAACCCCAACGCCGGGAGGGGUUUCGCCGCGAGCGGCGUCGACCCCGAGGACAAACCCAGGCAGUAG
Micromonas commoda is the source of this 477-nucleotide messenger RNA. RefSeq lists its product with no specific name. The record is from RefSeq and is a predicted model, not a curated record. Lineage: Eukaryota; Viridiplantae; Chlorophyta; Mamiellophyceae; Mamiellales; Mamiellaceae. Gene Ontology annotation, cellular component: TIM23 mitochondrial import inner membrane translocase complex. The transcript has a single exon. Gene Ontology annotation, biological process: protein import into mitochondrial matrix. The coding region runs from base 1 to 477 and encodes 158 amino acids.